Molecule: messenger RNA, 691 nt
Organism: Sturnus vulgaris (Common starling)
Lineage: Eukaryota; Metazoa; Chordata; Aves; Passeriformes; Sturnidae
Source: RefSeq, a predicted model, not a curated record
GAGAUCUCCUAGAAAAAUUCAUCAAGGAUCUUUCUGUAGCCUAUAACAAAUACCUGGCAGGUGAAAGGUUGUGUCCCCCAGAGCAUGAAUGCUGCUGCCAGCCAAAACUGCCCCCGGGGCAGUGCAGUGUGUGCAGCUCACAGAACACCGAGGUGGUGUACAAGUAUUCUGAUGUUUUCGAGCUGGUAACAAGAUUUUUAAAUCAGGCAGAACAAGAAAGCCCCAAAGCUGCUGCUGUCAUGCUGCUGGGAGCAGCUAGACAGAUUGCCCUGCACAAAGAUCCUGCUCUGCUGAAGAGCUGUCAGAACCUUGGCCACACUGCUUCCCUCAGGAUUGCUGUCCCAUUUCUGUUCCAGAGGAUCACAACUCGACUUCAGAGGAUGUUGGUGUUGUGUGACUUCCCAAAAAUUCUCUAUGAAAAGUUUGUUGAAUUUUUUCAGUCCAUCUCCCUCCCCUGUCACUGCUAUGCCUUCUCUAACAGCUUGAAUGUUUUGCCCUGGGACCACAUGUUACUGACCACAGUUUUAAAAGGCCAGAACAUCACUGGGCAGAGGAGACAGAAAGGAAGGAAAAUGUUCCUGUGGGAAGCCCUCCCUGUUGUGGAGGCUCGAGUGCAGAAACUGCUGGAGAAAAAGAAGUAUAAGGAAGUUGUUCGGUACCUGAGAGCUGUGAAAUGCAAUGAAAACCAAAG